UGAUAAAACUAUUAUAAAUUAUAUUGUGGUAUUAUUUUAUCAUUGUUUUGAUAUGCCUCUAUCAUUUAGAGUGGAGAAUUUAAGAAUUAAUUUUAUUUCCAAUUGAAGUUAGGAAAAUAUAUUUCAAUGUUUAAUUGUAUGAUAUGAUAUUUAUUUAUAUUAAUAUAAAAAAGUGAUAAAGUGUCAAUAAUGAAAAUUUAUAUAUUUUUACGAUAAAAAUUAAUAAAAUAUGAUAAUAAAAAGUUAUCUUAAUUAUAAGAUUUAUAAAUUUUCAAUAUAAUUUUUGUAUCAUAUUGUGCAUAUUUUUAUUUGGUAAAAUAGGUUAUAUUAAAAUAUUAAAUAUGACUGAAAAGCAAAAAGUGUUAAUUUGUGGAGAUGUUGAGGGACAUUUUAAAUUUUUAUUUAAUAAAAUCGAUGCUAUUAAUAAAAAAAGUGGACCUUUUGAUUUUUUAUUAUGUGUUGGAAAUUUUUUUGGUAAAAACAACACAGAACUUGACGAUUAUAAAAUUGGUAUAAAAAAUAUACCAGUUCCAACAUAUAUUAUUGGUGCUAAUAGACAAGCUGAUUUAAAUAAUUAUCCAGAGAUAGAUGGUUGUGAAAUAUGUCAAAAUCUUACUUACCUUGGAAAACGUGGAUUAUAUACUGCUAGUUCUGGACUUAAAAUAGCAUAUAUUGGUGGUAUAGAAAGUAAUUCUUCAGAAACAAAAUCUAUUUGUUUUGAUGAAAAUGAUGUUAUGUCGAUUAAGCAGGCUUGCUUAAAAGGUCAACCUAGUUUUCGUGGAAUUGACGUAUUGAUGAGCUCUCCUUGGCCAGCUGAUGUUACAAAUUUAGAUCCUAAUAAACCAAACUUUAAAUAUCAAGGAUCAAAAUUAAUUGCAUGGUUAGCUGCUCAAGUAAAACCAAGAUAUCAUGUAUCAGCAUUAGAAGGAAUUCAUUAUGAAAGACCUCCAUAUAGGAAUCAAAGUUUACAAGAAGGAAAUAUUGAAAUUGCAACAAGAUUUAUAGCACUUGCACCUGUAGUAAAUAAUCAAAAGAAGAAAUGGUUAUAUGCAUUGAAUCUAACUCCUGUUGAUAGAACUCGUUUAUCUGAUUUAAUUAUGAAAACUACAGAUGAAACAGAUACUCCAUAUCCUAAAUCAAUGUUAUCAAAUAAUCCAUCCUUACAAAAAUUGGAACAAUUAAAACAGACACAAUUUUUUUAUGAUAUGGAAUCUAAAGAAACAAGUAAAAGAUCAAAGUCUUCUGAAGGUUCAAAUAAAAGAUCAAAACCAGAAUUUGAUCAAGCAAAAUGUUGGUUUUGUUUGUCAAGUCCUGAAGUUUCUAAGCAUUUAGUAAUAUCAGUUGGUACAGAAGUUUAUGUUGCACUUGCUAGAGGUGGAUUAGUUGAAAAUCAUUUCUUAAUUUUACCAAUAACGCAUCACCAGAGCCUUUCUAUUUUACCAAAAGAAGUGAAAGAAGAAAUUGAAUUAUACAAAACUGCAAUAUCCAAGUAUUAUGCUACUAUGGAUAAAGUACCAGUAUUUUUUGAACGUAAUUUUAAAACAUCUCAUUGUCAAUUACAAGUUGUACCGGUUCAUAAAAAUCAAAUACCAGCUCUGAAAGAAACAUUUAUGGAAAUGGCAGAAUGUAAUAAUUUUAAAAUAUUAGAAUUGGCUCCACAUACUGAUUUGCAACAAAUUGCAAAACCAGGUGUUCUAUACUUUUAUGUAGAAUUACCAGGUAAAGAAAAAUUAUAUUAUAGAAUAAAAAAAGAUUUUCCACUUCAAUUUGGUAGAGAAGUGCUAGCUUCAGACAGAAUAUUAGAUCUUGAUGACCGAGCUGAUUGGAAAGAUUGUCAAAUGGAUGAAGAGGAAGAAAUUGAAUUAGCAAAACGAAUCAGAAGAGAAUUCCAACCAUUUGAUUUAGAUACUUAAAAAUAUAUAAAAAUUCAACAAAUUGAAUGCUUUUAAAUAUUAUAAUAUUUUUAGGAAUACAUGUAUAUAUGAAAUUUUUUGUAAAAUAUAUAGAUAUUAAUUUAUUAUUUUAUAAAAAUAAUAAAUAAAGAUAGAUAUUGUUCUUA
Molecule: messenger RNA, 2059 nt
Organism: Apis mellifera (honey bee)
Lineage: Eukaryota; Metazoa; Arthropoda; Insecta; Hymenoptera; Apidae
Product: CWF19-like protein 1
Exons: 3
Coding region: 342-1913 (523 amino acids)
Biological process (GO): mRNA splicing, via spliceosome
Cellular component (GO): post-mRNA release spliceosomal complex
Molecular function (GO): RNA lariat debranching enzyme activator activity
Source: RefSeq, a predicted model, not a curated record